GUAAGCCAGGAGUUAAAUGGUUCAAUAGAUUCUUAAAAGAUUAUAAUCUAAUUCCCAAAUACUUACGAAAAAUGAGUGCCGUUUAUGGUGUGGUAGCGCAUAAGGCUAAGAAUAUGGCCCACGCUUAUACAAUUGCUGGAGAAUGUCUAAGGCAUUCGA
This is a messenger RNA of Racocetra fulgida, 159 nucleotides long. NCBI's taxonomy places the organism in Eukaryota, Fungi, Glomeromycota, Glomeromycetes, Diversisporales, Gigasporaceae. The record is from the annotation of a GenBank genome assembly.